CUUUGCUUUGCUCAUCUCUGCAGGUACAUUGAGAUUCUUGCCAAACUUUGGCCAUGAAGAUCCUUUUCCUUCUCUUUGCUGUUGUCUUCCUGGUCUUCCAGACCCAGAGUGAGGCCGUGGCUGAGACAAAGAAUGAGGCUGAGGCCCAAGCUCCAGACGCAGUAGAAGCCGAAGCCCAGGAUGAGGCUGCUGAAAUCUCAUCUCCAGAUCUGAUGCCUCAAGAAGCACCAAUACAUUGUGCAAGGCAACUGGGUGUUUGCCGAAUCAGAUGCUCCCAGAGGGAGAGAAGAAUUGGGUGGUGUUCCAGAGGGAUGGCUUGCUGCAGGAAAAGGUUUUAAAGAUGCCACAGCAUGAGACC
Molecule: messenger RNA, 358 nt
Organism: Chelonia mydas (Green sea turtle)
Lineage: Eukaryota; Metazoa; Chordata; Testudines; Cheloniidae
Product: alpha-defensin 26-like
Exons: 2
Coding region: 54-338 (94 amino acids)
Biological process (GO): cellular response to lipopolysaccharide; antimicrobial humoral immune response mediated by antimicrobial peptide; disruption of plasma membrane integrity in another organism
Cellular component (GO): extracellular matrix
Source: RefSeq, a predicted model, not a curated record